UCACACUUCAUCUUCGGUUUUUGGAUCGUUGAACCAAAAUAAGGGGAAAAGCUCCUGUACUGGCGGCAGAGGAGAAGGAGAACGAGAUCGAUCGUACAGAGAGAGAGGGAGAGAGAGAAAGGGGGGCGGGGGGGAAUGGAGCAGGCCUCUGGUUCUGGGAAUGCCGUAGAAGAAAUGUCGAAGACGACGCAGCAGCAGCAGAAAGAAGAGAAAUCAUGGCAUUCCUACAUAUCGGAGGAUCUGCCGCGAACUGUCGUCCAGUCCACCGACUCCGCCAUUCGUUCCGCCCGUUCUCUCCAGCAUAACUCCUCUACUCAUCUUCGAACCCUACGGGAUUUUUUUCCAAAAAUUAAAUCCCAUUAUAAUGCUUUUGAAGAUGCUUUCUUCAGCAAGGUUAAAGCUGAGUUGAUAGGAGCAAGAGAACACCCAUUUGUGGCGGGAGGAGUUGCUAUUACAACUAGCAUUCUGCUUAUGCGAGGUUCAAGAAGAUUCUUGUUUCGGCAUACCUUUGGUCGGUUCCAGAGUGAGGAGUCACAGAUAAUUAAAGCUGAGAAGAAUGUCAAAGAGCUGAAUCUUUCUGUUGAUUUGAUGAAGAAGGAGAGUCGAAAACUGCUUGAAAGGGCUGCUCUUGCCGAAAAGGAUAUGAAACAGGGCCAUUUUGAGCUAAUGAAUGCUGGAUCUCAGAUCCAACGUCGGGCAAAAUCUGCAUACAAGGUUGAAGUCCAAGCUUCUGAACUGAUGGAAGGAUUGCGAGAAAUCCCUGGGAGGGAGGCUUUGAGGCUUAGAGCAGAGGUUGCUUCAAUGACAUCAAUUCUACGACAGCAGAGGGUUGCCAUGAACAAAAGGAUAAUGAAGAUUUCAGAAUUGGGCAUACCUGUUUGAUUUGAUUUUUGAGUGAAGUUUGCAUUUGCAUCAUGGACUCUGUAAUCUGUCUGUAGAGAGCAUUAGCUGCUCAAGGAAAUUAAUCCAUGUUUAAGUUGCACACCAAACCAAUUACUAACACCAGAAUUAGGCAGCAGGAUGUGCAGCUGACGCUGGAAAAUGAUCAAUUUUUAAAUGGGUAAAUUACACUUUUUGAGUA
This is a messenger RNA of Diospyros lotus (date-plum), 1081 nucleotides long. Its product is annotated as RGS1-HXK1-interacting protein 1. Lineage: Eukaryota; Viridiplantae; Streptophyta; Magnoliopsida; Ericales; Ebenaceae. The record is from RefSeq and is a predicted model, not a curated record. The transcript is spliced from 8 exons. The coding region runs from base 136 to 882 and encodes 248 amino acids.